AUGCGAAAUUCGUUACUUAAAGCAUCAAUUUGCCUUCUGCUUCUAUUAUCUAACAAUAAUGCAACUAAUGAAAAUUUCGACUACGACGACGAUAGCGAAUAUUUUGACUACGACGACGUUAGCGAAUAUGAUCCGAAUUCAACACUAGGCGCAUACGCAGAUUCAUACUGUGAGGCUAUGAAUUCUAAAUAUGCAUACAGGAAAGCAUUGGAAGAAGAUACUGAUUUUCAGCACAAUGUUUCUGCUAAUAAGGUGCUAUACAGUUUGAUGAAAAUGCAUAUUUCAGAGAAGUGGGAAAAUCGAAAAACUCUGGAUAUCGCACAAAGUAAAUUUUUUGCGAAGACAUCAGGCAAUUUGAAAAAAUACAAAGUUCAAAUUGAAAUGAUAAAGAAUUAUUUGAGAGAAGCGAAUAAGAAAAUGAAAACAUUCAAAGCUGACCUUAAAGUGUUGGAAAAGGCAGCAGUCAUCGCAUCUAAUGCAUACAGAAAAACUUCAACUUAUUCGCGAAUUGUGGGCAAGGGAACAUCUACAAAUGACACAUUGAAUGAUGCCGAAAUCACAGAAGCCUAUGAGAAGGCUCGCUCUGAGUUUGCCGACGGCACAGAGGAACUAAAGGAGAAAAUAAAACAACUGGAAAUGUGGAGGAUUGAAUUUUUAAAGUUUCAAACUCCAGAGAAUAGAAUAAACUGGCUCCUGGCAGAAAUGAAAGAAGACAAUGAGCAGUAUUACUGAAUGAAUAUGAACUUGAAGUUGGCUUACACCGUUAACUGAAAUCAGCCAGAUGAUUCUUUGAGAAACAAGUAGGACUGAACCUGUCUUCACUCGUAUUUUCUGAUCUCUAAUAAUGAUUGAUCUUCAUAACUUCAGGGGCUGUAAACAAUAUCAGGUUUGUAACAAAUGCAGGGAACAUCGUAAAUUCAAAUGGUGCUUUGGAUAGGUGAUUUCGCGUAAGAGGAACUGCAACUUGGAAUCAACCUUUUAAUGUGUUUUAAUCAUCACUGAAAGUACUGCCUGUAGAUUAGUGUAACUGUUGUUCGGACGAAAAUUGUCGUCUAUAAUUUCUUCUAUACAAGAUGCAUGUCUAUUUCCAACUCAC
Messenger RNA from Trichobilharzia regenti, 1096 nucleotides. The record is from the annotation of a GenBank genome assembly. NCBI's taxonomy places the organism in Eukaryota, Metazoa, Platyhelminthes, Trematoda, Strigeidida, Schistosomatidae.